This is a messenger RNA of Corapipo altera (White-ruffed manakin), 1143 nucleotides long. It is a transcript of the gene GCNT2, whose product is annotated as glucosaminyl (N-acetyl) transferase 2 (I blood group). The record is from RefSeq and is a predicted model, not a curated record. Gene Ontology annotation, biological process: transforming growth factor beta receptor signaling pathway. Gene Ontology annotation, cellular component: membrane. Gene Ontology annotation, molecular function: acetylglucosaminyltransferase activity. NCBI's taxonomy places the organism in Eukaryota, Metazoa, Chordata, Aves, Passeriformes, Pipridae.
AUGGUCUUCUCAGACCCCGGUACGCUGGCCGGGAGAGGGCGGGUGGCAGCGGCCGGGGUGCUGCAGUACCCGGCUGGCCGGGCUCUGGGCUGCGCGGGAACGUACCGCCCGGCUGGGGAGAAGCUCAGCGCGGCUGAUUUCCAUCGGCUCACUGCCGCGCUCCCCCCGUCGCGACUUUGCUCGACGACACACUUUGGAGGGGCACGCGGGACGUCCCGCGUGGAGAAGACUCGGAGCUGGCGCCCCUGCGCAGCCUCCGCGGAGGAGCGGGAGGAGGAGAAUGAGGACGCUUUGCCCCUGAGUUACGACACUGGGAGGAUAAAUGAGCAGGGAAGAGAAUGCCGUGCUGUUGCUCCUGAGCAGCUGAUGAGGAAUAGUUUGCACAGAGUAGUGAAUACACUCAGAUACUGCUUCUUUGCCAUUCCGAUUCUCAGUCUUUCACUUCCAUUUGUUUUCUACACCGUUAAUGCGCAUGCACAAAAAUAUCUUAUGAGGCUGAACUUCUCAGUGAGUUCAAUUUUAGUACAAGCCUGUAAAGCACUUUAUGAAGUCAAGGUGUCCUUUCUGAAGGAAAAUGCUUUAAAAAAAUCAUUCAGAGAAUCUAAUUGCACAGAGCACAUAAUAUAGAACCACUACAUCACCUGUGCCCUCUCGGCUGAAGAGGCUGUGUUCCUUGUUGCCUACAUCAUGACACUGCACAAAGAGUUCAAGACCUUCAAGUGGCUCUUCAGGGAGCUGUACAUGCCCCAAAAUGUCUACUGCGUCCACAUGGAUGCCAAGUCACCAUUUCUUUUCUGGAGGGUGCUGCAGCACCUGAUGGGCUGCUUUGCCAAUACCUUUCUCACCUCCCAGGCAGAAAGGAAGGUCUGUGUCAGCAUCUCCCAGCUGUGGGCUGCUCACUGCACGAGAGACCUUCUGGCCUUGUUUGUGCCCUGCAGUGAUGUGUGCAAGCUACCCCUGUCACAUAACCUGACCAUCUACCUUGGAUCUGUGUACAUGGCUGUCACCUGACCUUUUGGGGAGUUUGUGCUCUAGGACCAGCACAUCCUCGAUCUGCUGGUGUUGUCCAGGGACAACUACAGCCCUGACAAGCUCUGGGUAAUGCUCAACAGGAUCCCAGAUAGGAAAUCAAGUCUGGGCUGA